Chenopodium quinoa (quinoa) is the source of this 1171-nucleotide messenger RNA. RefSeq lists its product as uncharacterized. The record is from RefSeq and is a predicted model, not a curated record. NCBI's taxonomy places the organism in Eukaryota, Viridiplantae, Streptophyta, Magnoliopsida, Caryophyllales, Amaranthaceae. The coding region runs from base 121 to 741 and encodes 206 amino acids. The transcript has 4 exons.
UAUAUAUAGAAACAAAAUUUUGUUUUUCAGAUAUUGCUAACAUACUAUAAUCGGAAUAUUUAUAUAUAAUUACUGAACUUUAUGGUGUAACUGUGUCCAUUAGUAAAUUAAUCUUUGCUAAUGGCAUACAUGACCAAAAUUGGACAGUAUUUUAUGUUGACAGUAGUUGUCUGUACUGUCAUUUUCAUUUUCACUACAGCUGGAGAAGAGGAUUAUGAACCAGAAAUUGGAUCUCUAGGUGGGAAUCCUGGCGAGGGUGCAGAAGACCAUGGUCAUGAAGGGUUUGAUGAGGGUCACGGUCACGAAGGGGGUGAGGAAGACCAUGGGUCGAGUGCUGAUCCAACACAUAUUGUUGAUGGAGCCUUGGUGUGCUUCCACAAGAAACAUCAGCUCUACAGCCAAUGUGACGAGUCCUGUAGACUUACAGAGAGUGGAGAUCUCCAUGUAACCCAUGAUCACGUCGAUGAGUUUUGUAGCGGGCCUUGCCUUGAAGAAACAAACCUCGUGCUAGAUUGCAUAGAUGGGAUCAUGGAUCAUUUUACGUUCUUUAACAAGGCCACCACUCGGGAUGUUAGGGACACAAUUCUAGCUGGCUGUGGCCAUGGUGAGAAAAGAGGUCAUUUCGAUGUAGGAGAACAUAUUGCAGAUGACGAAGGCAGCUUUAACGCUGGUAGCCUUGCUACCAUACCUGUACUCUCUGGCAUUGUGAUUUUAAUCACAGGGCAACUUUUAUUACUGUGAAACCAGGGUAAUUACUAAUUAUUGAGUAUUCGAACUCUACCUACGUUCCUUCUCCCCUUGAAGGUUGAUUUAUGUCAUACUUUUGUUGUGAGGAGUACUAAAGUUUAGGAAUUUGAUCCAUCUUACAUGUUGUUGAUGAUUUGCCAUUGUAAUUUUAUAAUGGAAAUCAUUGUUUCAUAUUUGGUGUACUUGAAUAAUUGUCGCAUUGUUCUAAUCCAUCAUAUAUUCAUAUGUAAGAAUUACUCUUUAAUACCUAUUGAAUCGUGGCUGUUAUGCUACGUUUAAUAACAUACUUCGUAUAUUUCUAUACAGAACUUAUUGGUCAUUUCGUUGCAUGUAGGAAGUUGCACAUGCAAUUUGGACGGUGUAGAUAAUUGUAUGGUUGAUUAAUGGUUGAAGUAAUAUAUAAAAAUAUCAGUGGUUGAAAUAA